This is a messenger RNA of Colossoma macropomum (tambaqui), 4713 nucleotides long. It is a transcript of the gene b3gnt2b, whose product is annotated as UDP-GlcNAc:betaGal beta-1,3-N-acetylglucosaminyltransferase 2b. Gene Ontology annotation, molecular function: hexosyltransferase activity. The transcript has 3 exons. The coding region runs from base 250 to 1452 and encodes 400 amino acids. The record is from RefSeq and is a predicted model, not a curated record. NCBI's taxonomy places the organism in Eukaryota, Metazoa, Chordata, Actinopteri, Characiformes, Serrasalmidae. Gene Ontology annotation, cellular component: membrane.
CUCGUAUUCAGUUAGUCAUUUGGCGAACGGAGGCAAGGAAGGAGAGCAGAUUGUACAGCGGAGAGAAAUAAAGGAAUCUUCACCGCGGCUUUUAAAGGUUACCUCUACGUUGACUCCCUCUUUGACCCCUCCGGUUUCCCUCUGUCUGAGUGCCAUGAUGGGGUAAAGAUUGACCUGGACACCUGAGCACCACACACCUGGAGCCUCACCUUCACUCUCACCUGAGAACAGGUGGUGAAUGUCGGCACCAUGCACGGACCUCGAAGGAAGUUGAAGGUCUUUGUAAUGACUGUGAUGACCCUGUUCAUCUUCAUUGUGGUAGAAGUAUCAAGAAGCACUGGCCAGGAUAAGAACGGCAGGAGAAAAGUUCGAGUCCCCACCAAGCCGUUCUGGAGAAAACGGACCCCGCAUGAUGCUUACUGGAACCUCCAACAGCAGAAAAUGGACCAUCAGAACAAUCCCAUCCUGAAUGGACCAAACAUGACAUUCGGCAGCAGCAGGUUGCCGGAGUGGUUAAACGAGACGUCGCUGAAUAACUCCUGUGAGCCGGAUUUUAGAGUCACUACACAAGUGAAGGAUUUCAGCUCCCUUCCAGACCGUUUUAAAGACUUCUUGCUGUACAUGCGAUGCAGGUCCUACCCCAUGGUAGUGGAUGAGCCAGAAAUAUGCAAAGAUCCGCCAUUCCUCCUCCUGGCCAUAAAGUCGCUGGCGCCCCACUUCGACCGGCGCCAGGCAAUACGAGAGUCUUGGGGUCGAGCUGGUCUCAUGGCGAACAAAACUGUUGUUACCAUUUUUCUUCUUGGUAAUGCCACCAAUGUGGACCACUUCCCAGACUUAUCACACCUGUUACAUUAUGAGAGCUCCAGGUAUGGAGACCUCCUCCAGUGGGACUACAGGGACUCCUUUUUCAACCUAACCAUUAAAGAGGUACUUUUCCUUGAGUGGGUCAACACUCGCUGUUCCGAAGCUAGCUUCAUAUUCAAGGGUGACGACGACGUUUUUGUGAACACGUUACACAUUAUCAAUUUCCUUAAGGGCCUCUCACCUGCCAAGGCGCAGGAUCUGUUUGUCGGGGAUGUCAUCACCAAUGCUGGACCUCACAGAGACAAAAAAGUAAAGUACUUCAUCCCUGAGAGCAUGUUUGUGGGAUCAUAUCCUCCUUAUGCAGGUGGUGGAGGUUACCUGUACUCAGGAAAUGUGGCCAAGAGGCUCCACGGCAUCACGAGCCAGGUGGCCCUCUAUCCCAUCGACGACGUCUACACAGGCAUGUGCCUAAGGAAGCUGGGACUUGCUCCAGAGAAGCAUAAGGGCUUCCGCACCUUCAACAUCGAGGAGAAAUUUCGUAACAACCCAUGUGCCUAUAAAAGCCUGAUGCUGGUCCACCCAAGAACUCCACAAGACAUGAUUAAAAUCUGGGCCUGGCUCAACGAUCCAGCCUUAAACUGUCAGUAGAUUCCAUUCCACCUCAGGGUUGCUAGGUUUUGGCAGCUUAUACAUUAUCAUUAUUAUUAUUAUUAUUAUUAUUAUUAUUAUUAUUAUUAUUAUUAAUCUUAUAUGAUGGUCUAAAAGUGGACUUAGCGUGUGUGCAUGCCUUGUCUCUGAGCUGAUCUAAGCUACUGCAGAAAAGGUAGCAGUUUGUAUUUUAAACAUGAUGUUAUAUAGUGUUACACGAAACCAAUUGCUGUGCCACAGAAGCUAGAAACAACAGAAUCAUGGGAACUGUAGUUCAGCUGGCCUGAACUUGGUACGGUGAAAAAAUGUGCUGAUCACCACAGUUGAGCGUAUUCUAUAAGUUAUUUUUAUGUGUCCCUAGGUUGUUAGAUAUGUUGGGUAAUCGCUGUUAUUGCACUCCCUUAUUUAGGUGGACGUCAAUUAAGGAUUAAGAACCGCAGGAGCCACGUAAAAAUAGUUCCACGUGAAUAAUGUAUUGCAAAAGCGUUGAUCACUGCCUUGUCAGUGCCUGUAUUAUCAAUGUUGACCACUUUAGCUUAUGCUUAUAUGCAAGAUUUGUCAUUGUGUUGCUAUUGUUUGAGUUGCUGCUCCGAAAAAAGUAGUAUCUUGAAAGUGCAUUGCAAUUCCAUCUUAAUCAGAUCAGUAAAAUUAGGUCAGAGAAUUAGUAUUGUGGGUCACGUACUUCUUUGAUUAGCUGUCGAGAAUGAUCUUAAGUGGAACUGUUACGUAAGUUAUUUAUCCAUUUGCACAAUCAAAUGGCUGUUCUGUUAAGAAGUAGAUUUCCAAACAAACUAAAGUGAUUAUUGCUGUAAAUGUAUUCAGCGGUCCUGUAGAUGUGUCCAGCCAAAGUGCAUCAGCUUUUGUGAGUUUUGUGCAUCAAAUCGUUCACCUCUUUCAGUCUUAGCAGGUGGAGCCAAAAUGCACUAGCAUAGCCAGCUGUAUGUGAGCCAUGCUGGACAGGCCACUAUUGUUCCCCCAAAGGAGGGCGGACCUGGAAGCAUUUCCCUCUUCUUAUUACAGUAUUCUUGUGCCUAACGCGGAUGCUUUGGAAAGCUGUUAUGACUUGAUUAAAGCGUAAAGAUGUGAGGAAUAAGGCUCAUUUAAUGGUGGACUGUUGUCUGAAGUAGACAGACUCUGCCUUUUGUUCAUUAGAUUUGACGAACGACAGAACCAGAGCAUGUUGUCGUCUGCCGGAGUGCACUUUCCAAUCCCAGACAGGGCCUGGCGCCCUAGAUGAUGGCAGUCUUUUUUCACUAAAGAAUAACGCAAAGUGGGUGGUGAGUUGGGGGAGACCAGUCAUGUUACAGCAACACCUGCAGGCUAGGUGUUGGAAGCACACCUUUUUUUGUGUUCAAGUUAUUUUAAUAAACACUGGAUCCAUGUUUCAUUAUAUGACAGGCAGAUAACGUUGUGAGAUGUUACGUGUCAAAACGUUGCUGCACUGCCUGCCUUUCUGGGUUUUAGUGUCUUUUCCCUUCAUUUUCUUUGAACGUUCUGUUGAUUUUUCCUCCUCACUGCUCAACAUAAAACCAAAUAUUGCAGACUGUGUCUGCUUGCUGUAGAAGUAGCAUCAAAGCUAAUGUUUACAUGACUAGACAAAAGAAAACAAUCAAACUCAAAGGUAUUUAUUUAUCAAUCUAAAGCAGAUCAGUCAGACCCGGUAUUUCGCACAAUAUGAAGAGAGAAGGCCCCGGGCAGGGUGACCAGAUCUUGCAUUUGCAGACAUUCUCUCAAAGGACUUGAGGGUUAGUGGUGUAUUUCAUGGGUCCUGAACGAAAAGAACACUCGAAACGCCCUGUCACUCGUCAUUUUCCUGCACUCUUCUGAAGACGGACCAAAGGUCAGACUCUGUUGCUUGUGAAUAUAUAGCUGUAUGUUAAAGUACGUAAAUGAGGUCAUACAGGAUUUCCUCCGCAGCCGUCUAGGGCAGACGGUUGAUUGUAAGAAACGGCUCUCUUUUCCGUCCUCUGUGCCUUCUAAGAUCUCCUAAGUGUCUUUCUCUUCAGGCUCUGUCACUUUGAUGUUGCUUUAAAAUGUACAGUAAAGAUUAUAAAGCAGUCACGUCUGGGCAAAGUCACGAAUUAUGCUGUUUAUCAAAAUGACUCAGGUCUUCAUUUGCUGUAGCUGUAAUCACAUAUUGACCAAAAUUAAAGUGUUGCCUGUUUUAAAAGUGUGUGCCACAAAGCAACUUGUAAUCUUUGCAAAAACUAUAUUAAAAUAUAUAAAUAAAUGGUUGUGUACAUAGCUAAUUUUAUAGUAGUCAUAUAAUAGAAAGAUAUUUUGACCAAAAUGUGCCUGCAUUUUAUUCUGCUCUAUCUCUAUUGCUGGGCUUAGUUUUGUAAAUUAUCAUGCACCUUCUUUUUUUGUUUGAUUUUUGUCUUUUUUCUGUGUUGAUCUAAAUAAAAUAAACCUUAAUUUUGUUUUUGUAUUUGUUGGUGUGUCUGUGUGCUGAAAUGCUGCCGCAUGUUUAGCUUUUUCAGUUCAUUUUUCAGUUAAAAUUGAAAUCAGAAGUUCUUUAUAUAGCUUUUCCAGAGAAAGUUGAUCUAGAGUCGGUUUUUCACAUGCAAAAGAAUACAGAUUAGAUGAGCAUAGACAGGAAUUUAUGGUAAGCUGAAGUAAAUACUGCAGGAUUAAAAUGGGGUGUGUUUCGAUUUGUCCUCCACUCAAAAAUGUCCAACCCAAAAUGACUCUGGUCAGAAAAUAGUGAAGGGCUAGUAGAUGGCAAACACAAACUGCAUCAACAGAUGAGAUGGCACGACACCACUUUUUCUUUUCCAGUAUCAAUACUGAUAUUGAGACCUUGAGCAUCAGUCAAGUCAAUAUUGUCUUUAAAAACUUUAUAAUGAGCUGUAUGUAGUUGUUCACUUACGAUGAGCGAUUUCAGGCUAGAUUUGUUACUUGAUUGGAUUGGACUCAGCAUACCUAUCAAUACCUAUAGGCCAUCUCUAGCUACAGUUUCUUACUGUAGGUCAGCAAGGUGGAGUGGCCAGUCAGUGGAUAUUCCAGCAUACAGUUUAAAUAUCCCUGGGUCAUGUUUUGUUGACUUUCCAUACAUGACAAGUGACAGGUGUGACAGACAUGACCAUGUAGGGAUAAGCAAAAAUAGGCAGAACAGAAUGUUCUAAAUACAAUCACAGUACAGGCACACACAAUCCUGAAUAUAAUAACAUGUAACAGCACUAAACACAUUACAGAGCUGUAGAUUUGAAGUUUGAAUACUGUAAAAAAAUAAAUAUAAAAUCUGCCACAACUUUUGCACAG